UACUGGAUACAAACUGUCAUUAGUUCAAGUGCUUUAAGGUGUAUUAUUUAUGUGUUAAAUUAAGCUGGAUUUUGAAUGUUUCGUUGUGGAGUUUGAGUUGAAGAUCUCGUUACAGAGUUACAUUAUCAAUAACACUGUUACAUUGUUUUAACUGUUUUCUUAGUCAAAAUAUUAUCCUGAAUACUACCUUCCUGACGAGUACAGUGACUUUGAAUAGUUUGUCAGGGAAGUUUUUACGACAGCAAACAUGAUGAUUGCAGCACUUUUAGCAAUACUAAAGCUUACAUUUUACACCACUUGUUUGAGUUCAUGUUUCACAAAAGCUGCGACUGUCUGUGACAUACUGUGCUUGGCUGAUAACUUUACGGUCAAGUUCUCUCCACCCUACCUACUAGAACUUUCGGAACAAGAGAUAAAGCCUCUGGUAUUUUCCAUCGAACCUAAAUCGUCAUGUCAAUUGACUGAAUUCAAUGAAGACAUCUUUUCUGAAGCACGUCUGGAAUUUUCUAUACUUCCUGAAGAUGAAAAUGUUGUGAAAGUUGCAGGAAGUGAAAAAAUAAUACUUAACAUCUCGGAUAUUUUUGACGGAAAAAAUUCAACUUUAUUCAUUGAGGGAAAAUUUUUGGGCUUUACAACUCUUCUCUGGACUGUAAGCCUAACGACGAGUAUUAAUGAAAACGAGACUAGCUUAUUUGCAGAACCAGAUGGAACAGUGGUUACAUUGUGGGAUGGACAAUACUUUGUCACUGUGUCUCGAUCCGAGUCACCUAGUCAAAUUCUCUUCGUUAUAAUCUUGGGAAUUUUGGUCGUAAUCAAUAACAUCAAUAUGGGAUGCCACAUUGAUGUAUCUUUAAUCAUCGACGUUCUUAAAAAACCGGUAGCCCCGCUUAUAGGACUGGCUAGUCAGUUUUUUUUCAUGCCAUUGGCAUCAUUUGGAUUUGGUCUGUUACUCUUCAAUGACUUGACCUGGAGACUAGGCCUUUUUACCCUUGGAUGCUCACCAGGAGGUACUAUGAGCAACUUUUGGAACAUAAUAUUUCAUGGGGACGUUAGUCUUAGCGUUAUCAUGACAUUCAUUAGUACCAUAGCAGCACUUGGAUUUAUUCCGUUGUGGAUGUCAACCCUGGGAUCACAGAUGCUGCCACUUGGAGAACUGAGUAUUCCAUUCGAAAAACUUGUUACGUCUUUGAUAGGUCUCACCAUUCCAAUUGGAAUUGGUAUACUCAUUCAGCGAUUCAAACCCAGAUGGGCAGACUUUUCGCGUAAAAUUAUUCGACCCUUUACGUUAAUUUGCGUUGCAAUUUCGUUAGUUUCCGGAAUUUAUUCUUAUUAUUAUGUGAUUUUGUUGUUUAAUUGGCGUGUUGUUGUAGCCGGCAUGGCUGUUGCAUGGGGAGGUUUCUUCUUUGGUGCCAUCUUUUCCUGGAUUUUUCGACUUAGUCGGCCUCAGGUCAUUGCGGUAGCCUUCGAAACGGCACUCCAGAAUGCUAGUAUUGCCUUUAUUCUAUUGCAGCUUUCCCUACCUCAGCCGUUUGCUGAUCUUGCAGUAGUGCCCCUUGCUGCCCAACUUUUAAUGACCGGAGCUCCUCUUUAUCUGUUAUUUGCAGUGUAUGUACUUUAUCACAAGUUCGUGAAGAAGGAUAAAAAAAUUAGUUCACUAUUUGAAGACCCAGAAGGAGGUAAAUCUGAAACUACUAGCAAAGAAGACGAAUAUUCCGAGGAAAGAAGGCCCCUUCUUAACAACAGAAAUAGAGAAACGGUGGAACCGAAAGAAGAAACAACCACGAACAACAGCAGAGGGAUAGAAAACGUGGAAACGGCAACACUUCGAUCCAGCAGAGGUAAGGAAAGCAUGGAACUGGGAGAAGAAACAACCACGAACAACAGCAGAGAGAUAGAAAACGUGGAAACGGCAACACUUCGAUCCAGCAGAGGUAAGGAAAGCAUGGAACUGGAAGAAGAAACAACCAUGAACAACAGCAGAGGGAUAGAAAACGUGGAAACGGCAACACUUCGAUCCAGCAGAGGAAGGGAAAACACGGGACUGGAAGAAGAAACAAUAUCACACGAGAACAGCAGAAUUGUAAAAAAUGACAACGAAACGGAAGAAACGUUUUUAAGAAAUAGAAUCAACGACAAUGCUGUUAAUGAAACUGAAGAAGAAAAAUCUUGAUAACAAAGAAAAUAUUAAUUUCGUGAGUUUUAUUUUAAAGAGUGUUCCAUUAUCUAUGUUGUAUUACUGCUCAUUCAUCGUUUGGUAAAUUAUAUUUGUUUUAAUUGAGCUGUGAUUAAUACCCUCUACAUUUUCUCAUCAUUUGAUCAUCUUUUACAUGAAUAAUACGUUGUAUAAAUACGUUCUUGUUGCACAGAAAUCCAAAUAACUCAAAUUUUAAUAUUCAAAUCUGUUUCUAGUAGGAGAUAGUUAAGAAUAUGAUGAAAAUAUAUGCUUGACUGUUGAAUAAUUGACCACGUUUCAUUGGCUGUUUAUAGCAGCGUGAUAACGUCAUCAAUGAAUAAGAGCACGAAAAGUAACUGGUUUUAGCGUAAUUACAGCUACGUUAUUACGAAAUAACACUGAUAACCAAUAAGUGGACUUGUUUCGAUGAACGCCAUCCUACUUGUGUUGUAUUGCCGUGUUAUUAUUGAUACAUGCGCAACGGAAAUAUUAUUUUGUGAAUUUUUCAACGUAUAGAAACGGACUGUUAAAGGGAGGAUAGUGGCGAUUAUAGUAUUUAUUGUUAUUAUUUAUAGGGAAACAACAUAUAUAUGUCGAGAUAACUUCCAUUAUUACAUAAUUACAACUACUAUGGUAUAGUUCAAGUACUUUUUUUUUGCAUAUUAGCAGACUUACAUGGCUAAAAUAAUUAAGCUGUUCUCAAUAAGUAAUUGUUUCAUAACAAUGUUCAUUUUCUGACUUCAACUAAAACAAAUUU
This is a messenger RNA of Limulus polyphemus (Atlantic horseshoe crab), 2930 nucleotides long. RefSeq lists its product as uncharacterized. Lineage: Eukaryota; Metazoa; Arthropoda; Merostomata; Xiphosura; Limulidae. The record is from RefSeq and is a predicted model, not a curated record. The transcript is spliced from 3 exons. Bases 248 to 2170 code for a protein of 640 amino acids. Gene Ontology annotation, cellular component: membrane.